UGCCUACGAGCUGCUGCGUUCCUGAAUGUACAAAGAAAGGUUAUCUGGACGAAAAUGGGAGAAAAGUUUCUCACUUCAAGUUUCCAGAUGAUCCGCUUCGACGGAAAAAAUGGCUUCACGCUAUUAGAAGAGAUCAGGGACUGUAUUUUCAGAUACAGGGUUGGACUAAAGUUUGCUCAAGGCAUUUUAGAGAGUAUGAUUUUAUCAAGAAGCUCAGCGGUAGGAGAGAUCUGCGACCGAAUGCCGUUCCAUCGCUGUUUCCUUGGACUCGAACCUCUCCGCAAGCGGAAAGCUCCCACCGAUCGCGAACAAAUUGCCGCAACAAGCCGAGUUCUCCUUUCCGAAAUUGAAGCGGUAGAAGAAACGGUAGAAACAGAAAACGCUACAUGCAAUGAACAAAGAGGAACGAGUGAUACUGAUGCUAUCACCAAACAGGAUGUGACGACGCAAACAAAUGAAAUUGAGUCCACGGAUAACAGCGAAACAGAAAUGAAUCAGCAAUUGAUUGACCUAAAAUCUAAACUUGAGAAGGCAAAUCAGCGCAUUGAGUCUCUUCAAAAGCAGAUGUUUACAGUCGAUAGGUUUAGAGGUGAUGACUCCUCUAUCAAGUUUUAUACUGGUUUUCCAAACUGGGAUACAUUUGAUGCUGUUUUCAAAUACUUAAAUCCAGGAAAUGAAGGGCAAAAUAUAUCUUACUGGGUCUCAAAGCUAAAUUUGAAUGUAUCAGCAGCAGUGUAUGAGGGUGAAAAUGAAGAACUAUUCAGAAAAAGAGGAAGAUCAAGAUCGUUGAGACCAAUUGACGAGGCUUUUGCAGUCAUGUGCAGACUGAGGCAAGGGUUUGCUGAAGAACAUUUGGCACAUCUUUUUCAAGUUUCACUAUCGACAAUCAGUCGGAUUUUUAUAACGUGGAUUAAUUUUAUGUAUUUGAAACUUGGUCAACUAAACAUUUGGCCCACACGUGGGGAGGUAAAUGAGACCAUGCCAGAAGAUUUUAAACACAAAUACAGUUCCACGAGAGUUAUCAUAGAUUGUACUGAGGUCAGAUGUCAAAUGCCCAGUAGUCUCCACUUAAAUGGGGAAUUAUUUAGCAACUAUAAACACCACACAACCCUGAAAGGGUUGAUUGGCAUUUCCCCUGGUGGAGCAAUUACUUUUAUUAGCCAAUUGUAUACUGGGAGUAUUUCUGAUAGGGAAAUAGUAGUAAGAAGUGGAUUGUUAGAUUUGCCAUUCCAGGAAAAAGAUUCUAUCAUGGCUGACAAGGGAUUUACGAUACAGGAUUUGCUCCCUUUGGGAGUAUCACUAAACAUCCCACCCUUCCUCGGAAGCUCUGCACAAAUGCCAGCAACUGAUGUAGUGCGCACUCAAGAAAUUGCCAGUCUACGCAUACAUGUUGAGCGAGCAAUUAACAAAAUAAAAAAUUUUCACAUUUGGGACAGGGUUGUACCUCUCCACCAGUUUGGUGUUGUAAAUCAAAUGUGGGCAGUUUGUGCAAUUUUAUGCAAUGCCCAAUCCAAUAUCAUUUCUAUUUAA
Porites lobata is the source of this 1530-nucleotide messenger RNA. The record is from the annotation of a GenBank genome assembly. NCBI's taxonomy places the organism in Eukaryota, Metazoa, Cnidaria, Anthozoa, Scleractinia, Poritidae.